AUGGCUACUCAUCGACCCUACGACUCAAAGCUUGGAAUAGUCACCGGAGGCUCAAGGGGCAUUGGUGCGGCGGUUGCUGAAAGACUGGCUGCUAAAGGCUGCAAUCUCCUCCUGGUCUACACUUCCGACUCAUCUACAGAACCGACAAAAAAGCUGUGCAGCGAGCUCUCAACCUCACACAAAAUCCAAUGCUCGUCAGUACAGGCCGACUUGGGCAUCCCUUCCGAAGCUGCGCCUAAGAUUAUCAAUGCUGCACGAUCUUUCCACGCCUCGUAUAGCUCAAACAAGCCUUUCCAGAUUGAAAUCCUCAUAAACAAUGCUGGCGUCUCCUCUAACCAGCACAUGAACGAUACUAAGCAAGGGGCAAUCCAAGAACUCGAGUUCCACCGCGUCUACAACGUCAAUGUUUUGGCACCCCUCCUCCUAACUCAAGCAGUUGCCCCGCAUCUUCCCGCCAACCGCGGGGGACGUAUCGUGAAUGUUUCCAGUGUUUCUUCGUCUAUCGGAUACCAGGGCCAAUCGGUCUAUGCCGGAAGUAAAGCAGCUCUGGAAGCCAUGACGCGGACCUGGAGCCGUGAGUUGGCUACUCGUGCUACCGUCAACGCUGUCAACCCUGGACCGGCUUGGGGAGACAUGUACGCAGCCGCCGGACAAACUUUUUGGGACAUUAACCAGCCUUAUGUUGAUGUAGCCCCGUUGGCUGAGUACAAUAGCGAGCCAGAGGUUCUGGCCAUGGCAGGGUCAGAUGCUGAGCGUUUCGAUCGUACAGUACGUGAGUCCAUGGGUAAUCGAAGACCAGGUUUUACAACUGAAAUCGCUGGCACCGUCGAUAUGUUAUGUUCGGAGGAAAGUGGCUGGACGACUGGGUCUGUCGUUUGUGCGAAUGGCGGGAUGAAGAUGUCAAUCGCUUAG
This is a messenger RNA of Fusarium coffeatum, 912 nucleotides long. RefSeq lists its product as uncharacterized. The record is from RefSeq and is a predicted model, not a curated record. The coding region runs from base 1 to 912 and encodes 303 amino acids. Gene Ontology annotation, molecular function: oxidoreductase activity, acting on the CH-OH group of donors, NAD or NADP as acceptor. The transcript has 2 exons. Lineage: Eukaryota; Fungi; Ascomycota; Sordariomycetes; Hypocreales; Nectriaceae.